Molecule: messenger RNA, 4135 nt
Organism: Odontomachus brunneus
Lineage: Eukaryota; Metazoa; Arthropoda; Insecta; Hymenoptera; Formicidae
Exons: 10
Coding region: 185-2323 (712 amino acids)
Source: RefSeq, a predicted model, not a curated record
GUCGCCGCCAUUGGUAGUCGCGCGAGAACAGGACGGAGUCCCGUGCACACGCAGGAAUCGCCGUUGAACGUCGUCAUCGUCGUUGACCGUCGCUCGUCACUAUCGGUAGAAACGCUCGCUGGCAGCUCGUGCGAAGGACCGAGGGGUGUCACGCGGAUGAUAAAUUGAAAAUCAGCUCGCGAAUAUGGCAUCGCAAGGAUGGAUGCUAUCGCUGCUCGUGCUGGGCACCGGCGCGUUCGCAUUGGUCCCCGUCGCCCGGCAAUCUAACCAGGAGUCCCUGAAGAGCGCAUUGGACGCCGUCGUGCGGAAGCAGAGGUCCCUGGACGCGGUGGACUACAACGACCUCCACUCGUUCAAGUACCACGGCGGCGACGCUGACCGCAAGUUCGAUCGGGACCUCGACGAGGAGGACGAGGAGAUCGAGUUCUUACCAGGCGAUAAUGGCCAAUUGGAAACGGUGGGAGACGGUUUCCAAGGACUGCAUGACAAGUUGCUCGAAAGGGCGCUGCUCGAUUAUCUGGAGAACAUGCCUGAACAGGAAGAGCCUGUGGCUUCGAUCUUCCGUGAACGCGAACGAAGUUCUAGUCGCAAACGAGGUGGCACCGGCGAUCGGAUGAACAUCGACAACAAGGACCUGGCGAAAUUGAUUGGGCUCUUGGGCGAGCCGCUGGACGGUUCCCCGUAUGGUCCGAACGAGAUGGAGGACGGCGACGAUUAUUUAACCGCUUUACAAACGCUUUACGACAGAUACAGAGCUGGUAGAGGGAACAAAGUAUAUGAAACUGCAGGACCAAUGUCUUGGGGCGAAAUGCUUAACAAGGGCUCGUCGAAGGGUCAGACAAGAGACGGCGGCGACAACGAAUUCGUGGGACACGAUCAGGAUCAGAGCAUCCUGUACCUCACACCGGCUGAGCGCAGGAACGUGAACGGCAGAUACCCGAUCGGCCGCGAAUUCGGCAACUAUCGCAAGUUUUCCAAACGUUAUCCGGUCGCUAAGAGAAGCCCCAGACCCACCCAGACCAAGCUGAAGACCACCGACCCCAAGGUUGCUCAAGAUCUGGGAGCUUUAUUCGGCACGCAAUCUACGGAUGCUCAUAAUCGCACUUACAAGUCUGAACACGAUCAUGAUCACGAUCACGACCACGCGCAUGAACACGAUCACGAUCAUAGUCACGAUCACAAUCACGAUCAUACACACGAUCAUGAUCAGGAUCACGAGCAUGAUCAGGAUCAUGUUCACGAUCACGGUCACGACGAAAAGGCGUCAGACACAUCCCUGAAUACGACGUCGUCGCCGAAGAGUCAGAAGGAGAACGCAACAAAGACGGCCAAAUCGAAAUUCGUCCAGGUGAGGAAGAAGAGCGUUGACUGGUCGCAGUACUUUGGCAUCGACCGAAGAAAGAAGAAGGCUACCUUCAUGGCCGGUCAAGGAACGCAAAAUCAGGACGACGAGUGGAUACUGCAACGUUAUUACGAGAAUAUGGCCGGGAACUUGAAGGAGGACGAGAACGAACGGAAGGACAAGCUCGAGCAGAUGGAUUCAAAGUUGAAGUACAUCAAGGACUUGAUGGAAGCUUUGAGAUACACCAAUUUGGAGGACGAAGCGGAACUACAGAAGGUAAAGGAUAAAUUAAUGGCGAGGAUGGCAGCGGCUUACUCGCUGCAGAAGAUGCGCAAGGCGCUGAGCGAUCUCAAAAACAACGUCGCGGCUCAAAAGGAAGCACAGAGGACGCAGAAAGAGGUUCAGAAUAAUUUGACGUCGAGUUCUCGUGACAAUGGUCACGGAAAUGGCAACAGCGGAAGUGGUGACAGAAUUGACGAGAAACGCAGCGGUGUCAACAACAACAAUAUAGACAACAACGUAGACAACAACAUAGAUAGCGAGGCCGUCGAGGAGGCCAGAAGCUGCCCCGAAUUGAAAGCGAUCGAGUGGCGAUGCAGAACUGUGGACAGACUAACAUAUACGUCUCGGUUAUUUGCACCUUGCGUGAAGCUGCAGAUUUGUAAAGCAUGCGCGCAGGACGAGGAGGCAUUGCUACCCUGUCUCGGUAACUACGCCGCAGAGGCCGGCAUGGUGUGCGACGCGUUGGACUCCAGGGAAGGGCAGAUCGGUGGCUCGUCCAGACUCGGAGCGAGCUACAGCCGCCACGAGGAGAGCCAGACGUGUGCGAACGCCGCGUUGCUGUUGUCACAACUGCAACCGCCGGCCGCGGCAGCCAUGCAAUGCCGCAAUGCGCGUGAGUCGUGCCUACGACGUUAUCGUUAUCGAUACGAGCGCUACUACCUCCGCUCGCCGGAAUUGCAGACCAUCUCAAACCAUUAAGGACGAGGAACGACUGGCAUCCUUCGGCAGCCUUCGCGUAAUAUCGCGAGAAACCUUCCGUCGUGACAAGGCGUCGAUCGAGAUCACCGCGUUCCCGGUAUGUUAACUCCUCAGCGACCACCACGGCAGUCGCAUUAGGCUCUUAGUUGGGGUUCGACCUCAUUGCGAGGAGAGAAAUCCACGAGUAAGCGAUUACAAAGUCGUGCCGCUUUAUUCGAGAGUGCGAAAGGCUUUAUUUUUGGAUAUUUCAUUAUCGACUGCAGCUUCUCUCGUUUCGUGCCGCGACAACUCAAGGGACCUGCCUCGUGGCGCUCGCCGAGGGGUUAACGGGCUGGUCGCACGCGGACGGUGCUCUCGAACCGAGGCACACCGACUAGUCACUUGGGAACAACACAACACGACUAACGAUGAGCGUGGAGCUCGCUUGUGCGUCCGUUUGCUCUCGAUUCGAGAUCACACGUCCGGUUCCGAAGGUGGUGACGAAAGUAGUGCGAUAGUAACACACGAUCCGACGCAUGAGACAGCUCCUUUCACACGCGACGCUGCUUUCAUGGAUUCACAUAUCGAUUCUUCGUCGACGAAGAGAGUCGACGAACUCGAGAGUCCUGAAUUUAGAAGAGAUGCGCGGUUAGCUAGUCAAAUGUUGAGACGGGAUGCGUUUUAUUACCGAUUUGCGCCGCUCGUCUAAACGACUACCCCGGUACAGUCUUCUCCGCGACUGAGCAACGAUUUAACGUACUAUAGAGACAAUAAUGAAUAACCCGUAACUGAUGCCCACGACUAUUCGCGUGUUUGCCGCCGAAAGAUCGCGGAAACUCGUUGACCGAGAGAUUCGGUAGAGCUUGGACGAGCGCUCCGUAAAUGAAACCGUACGAUAUGACUGUGUAAAUCGUUGUUAAGUAUCUAAAAAUGUCGGAAAGAGAGAAAGAGAGAAAGCGAAUCUUCCACGCCGCGAAUAAUUCGUUUCUCGAUACAAAUACAUUCUCUAGCGCGUUAAUUCUCCACGCUUCCGCGUGACUUCCGCGUGUGACGAUUAUUUGCGGUUUCGUGUCGGUAAAUUGUGUGCGAAACGCAUCGCGACCGCGCUCUUUCCCGCCGAGAACGCGACGCGGUGACUGUCGGAGAAAGCAAAAAGCAAAAUAGAAGAGAGAGAGAAAAAGAGAGAAAACCCACAUAGCAUAGAAAUGUUACAGCAACUUAAGAGAUUAAACUUCAGAAGUUAAGUUAAAAUAUUAAAAAAACUUAAGGAAUUUUCAAUUAUGUUGCUAAAGAUGGUAGCGAUCGUCGUGAUCUUAAAAUGUUACUUUCCGGGACUUUGAAUGAACCUUAAAUCCGCACGUUAAUUCUUGGUUAAUUCAAGAUUGUCUUGUGGUUAAAUUAAUAUCACUUCAAUUAUCUAUCAAAAUAUGAUCACCUUACCAUUUGAAACUGAUGUUUCAGCGAUAUCACUGUAUGCUGCUCUCUGAUUGAGAAGAUUACUGCAACAUUGUAUUCACGUGUAAAAAAAAGAAAAAUUUAAUUCACCGAGAUAUUAUAACAACAUUUUAAUAUUAAUAACUAACUUUAAAUACUAACUUUAAUGCUAUGUGGGAAGAAUGAAAAAAGUACUCAACUCAGCUUCCAAAGAGUCUACCUUUGCAAAAUUUCUGUAUCUAUUACUGUCUAUUAUAUCGUAUCGAACGUUACACGGCGUUACGAACAAACAAACACACACGCAUAUACACAUACACACAUGCUCGAUGUGUCACAGUGUCCUAUAUAUAAAUAUAUAUAUAUAUAUAUAUAUAUAUAUUCAAAUGUAAUAAAUAUAUU